This is a messenger RNA of Andrographis paniculata, 1077 nucleotides long. RefSeq names its product gamma-interferon-responsive lysosomal thiol protein-like. The transcript is spliced from 5 exons. Gene Ontology annotation, molecular function: oxidoreductase activity, acting on a sulfur group of donors, disulfide as acceptor. Lineage: Eukaryota; Viridiplantae; Streptophyta; Magnoliopsida; Lamiales; Acanthaceae. The coding region runs from base 28 to 840 and encodes 270 amino acids. The record is from RefSeq and is a predicted model, not a curated record.
AAUACAAGUGAAGUGAAGGAGAUAAAAAUGGCAGUUGCCAACUACCGAAAUUCCAAACCCAGCGGUCAACCUGCGAUGAAUGCUCUCCUCCGAUUCUUCGCCGUCCUGUCGGUGAUCGCUUCUGCUUCUGCUGCUGCUGCUGUUGCUGAUUCUGCCAAGAAAGUUAGCUUCGAGAUAUACUACGAGACCCUCUGCCCUUACUGUUCCAAUCUCAUCGUCAACUAUCUCCCCGAGCUUUUCGAAUCUGAUCUCAUUUCUAUUACGGAUCUGAAGCUCCUUCCUUACGGAAACGCUAAGAUAAGCCCCAAUGGAACCAUCGUUUGCCAGCACGGACCAUAUGAAUGCUUAUUGAACACGGUGGAAGCAUGUGCAAUUCAUACAUGGCCUAAACUGGAGGAUCAUUUUCCAUUUGUAUACUGCGUGGAGAAUCUUGUAUACAACAACAAUUAUACCUACUGGGAGACGUGCUUUAAGAAGUUGGGUUUGGAUGCCUCUCCUGUGAUAAAUUGUUUAAAUAGUGAUCUUGGGAAAAAGCUUGAGUUGCGAUAUGCAGCAGCAACAAAUGCGCUCGAGCCUCCUCACACGUACGUCCCCUGGGCAGUAGUGGACGGAAAACCCAUAUACGAUGACUAUCGAAACUUUGCAAGCUACAUCUGCAAAGCAUAUAAAGGAACUAAUAAACCAUCUGCUUGCACUAAAUCCUCGGUUGGAAGUGUUAGAAAAUUGAAAAUGUACAUGCUUCGAUACUUUGGCGGGGAAGAACCAAUGAAGUCGAAGGUGUUUGGUUCACGACAGAGCAUACUCUCAUGGCUGCAGGGCAUCGCGAUGGAGAUUGCUUGACCAGACCAGAGGUUCGUAUCAAGAACUAUUGCUGCUCUCUUUAAGAAUGGAUAUGAAAAUGUUGUGCUGUAGUUAAGUAAAUUAUGUUCCUGUGUAGUCAUGAAUAUUCAUAUAGACUAUAGACGUGCUGUAGUAUUGUCCAAUUCCAUUGGGGCCUUCUUAAGGUUAAGGAUAGAGAGCUCUAAGGGUAUGGCUUCAAUGAGAUUUAUAUAUAUAUAAAUGUAUGUUUUAUUUAUA